UCUUCUACUCUUCUUAAUGUUACAUCCGUUAAACUUUCAAAUUUGUGUGUGAGCGUACGUUGUUCAAGGAAGGUUUUCCAAAAUAUAUAGUAGCAUUUUAUAGUGCUUAGUGGUGAAUUGCCUCAGGAAUUUGUGACAUUUUUAAGUAAAUCAAAAUGUCUCACAAGAUGUAUUAUUCGGAUAAAUACUAUGAUGAUAAAUAUGAAUAUAGACAUGUAGUAUUACCAAAAGAAAUGGUUAAAUCAGUUCCAACUACUCAUCUCCUCUCCGAACAGGAAUGGAGAGCUAUGGGUGUUCAACAGAGUCAAGGUUGGGUUCAUUACAUGAUUCAUAAGCCAGAACCGCAUAUUUUACUCUUUAAAAGAAAAAUAACAUCUCCACCACCAGAAAAUUAAUUAUAUUGACUUCACUGUAACAAUUUGUAAAUACUGUUUCAGAUCAUUGUUAAUAUUCAUGAAACAAUUCAACUACAAAACAAACUCUCAUUAAUUGCUAAAAUCAAUAUUAAUAUGAUGGUCAAAUUCACAUAUAUUCAUAUUUAAGAAUUUACUACUUUAAAAAAAAAUUUGAUCCUUCUAAAUUUUUUAUGGUAAUAAUAACAAUAACAACAACAACAACAACAACAACAAUAAUAAUAUUAUGAUUCAUUAUCUUAAUGUUUCUCUUUAAUAUAUCAUUCCAAAAACAACAGAAGUGUUCUGUACAUAUGUCUAUAGAAUUUUUUAGUUCUUAAUAACAGUUUAAAUAGUACUUAUAUUUUGGAUUUAUCAUAACAUUUUAUGGUAUUUUGUUUAAUAUAACUAAAAAAAAAAAAUGUGAAUAUUUUGAUUUUUUCUGAAAAUCAUAAGAUAGAAUCAAUUAUUCUAUCAUGAAAUUGAGAAUAAAGAAAAUUGUCAUAUUUUUGUAAUUGAAGUGCCUUGCAUAGAUAUGCUAAUUAAUGAAGUACUUUAGUAUUAUAUACUUAGGAUAAUCAUUUCUUAUGUUUAACAAGAAUAAUAUAAAAAAAAGUUUUAAGUUUUUAAGUUCAUUAAUUACAUAAAUAUUAAUUUGAAAUUUGAAUAUUAGUAAUUAAAUAUUAAAUCCUGUGUUUAAGUAUCUUGCCAUACAAUUUUUUAUAUCAUUCAGAAUUAUAUAAUGCAUUUAUAUUACAUAUAAUAUUUUUCGAAAUCAGCUAUCUAAUUAUAUUGCUUGCAACAUUAUUUUAUUAAUAUUUUCCAAGAAUAAUUUUUAUGACUAAGUAUUACAUGACUCACUUAUUUUUAAUAAAUAAUAUCUGUAUUGUCUUAAAUAAAUGUUCUUAAAUAAAUAUUUGUAAUUAAUAUGUUUGUAUUUUUUGUUUCUUACAAUUAUUUUAAAAAAAUAAUAUAAAUGUAAAAUAUAAAUGAAGAUACAUUGAUAAAAAUUAUAUUGUAUUUCUUCAUUUAUAUUCUUGAAUGACAAAAAAAUAAAACAAAUUUAGCCGAAUAUUCGAGAAUGGAGGGGCAAAAUGAUUAAAACAAUCACGUGACUGACCUCAAUCUAAUUAUACAAACAUCGUCCCUAGCGGUCAAGUAAUUCUCACACUAAUUUUUGUAAAUUGUACAUUAAUUAAAUCAUUUAUGGCCUGACAUGUUGUAUGCUUCAGUUCGUUUCACUUUUAUUACAUAAUUUCGUUACCUUUUAUAUCUUGCAACAAGGAAACAAGUGAUUAACAAUCCGUUAAAAUUUAAAAAUAUAUAUAUAAUUUAACUAAAUAAAACUUAAAUUAUUAUUUAUUGAAUAAUAAAAUUAAUUUAUUUUUAUUAAAUUUAAGAUAUCAAAUUAUAUAUUAUAUAGUCAAAAAUAUAUUAUAUGAUAUAUUUUUAUAAUUAACAGUUUCGCUCAGAAAUAACUAGUGUUUCGUAAUAAUUAUGAUUUAACUUAUUAUAAAUUUAUCAAUUAAUGAAUGUAUAAUAAUUGUUUUCUAUAUAUGGUAUAAUCAUUCAUUCAAGUUUCGAAUGUUGAGGUAAAUAAAGUACACGCGGUUUCGUAAAUCGCGUAUAUGUUGUGCGCGCGCGUUCACCGUAGGAUCUCCAGUUAUAUAGCAUUGGAAUAAAAACAACGAGGAGGGAGGACGUAUAGCCGGAGUUCGGUGAAAGGGGGCAAAAGAACGGCGGGGCACAGAGAAAGAUAAAAAGAGAGAAUGGAAAAGAGAUAAAAUACGAAAUGAAAAAGGUGAUGGAGAGGGAAAGAGAUAGUUGAUUUCUGACACACACAUGUUGCAUCCGAAUGAUGCGAAGGGCUCUGUUCUCAUGAGUUAGCCGGUACUUCUCGAGAACAGCGCAACGAUAGUACGACGAUUGCGCUCGCGGGAAGAACGACUUUUCGCGUACUCUAAAUCGGAACGUGUUCAGCAUCCCAAUUCAAAAAUUAGUAAGCACACAACGUGAUUCGAUCGCAUUGUUGCGCGCAGUUUCUUUUAUCGACGAUCACGAUUGUAUAUAGAUCCAAUUUAUCAG
This is a messenger RNA of Apis cerana (Asiatic honeybee), 2477 nucleotides long. It is a transcript of the gene Cks30A, whose product is annotated as Cyclin-dependent kinase subunit 30A. The record is from RefSeq and is a predicted model, not a curated record. Lineage: Eukaryota; Metazoa; Arthropoda; Insecta; Hymenoptera; Apidae. Gene Ontology annotation, molecular function: cyclin-dependent protein serine/threonine kinase regulator activity.